GGCAGCCAUGGCAACGGCGAGGCCUUGGGGCAGCGCGGCGGCCCUGUGAGGGGCCUGGGGUGAGGGGGUUUGGGGGCUGGUGUAUACCCUCAGUGCAGAACGCAGGAUGAAUUCUUCAGAUCCAAAGUAUAUUUCAGUUUUUUCUCCACACACUUGCAACAUGAAUAAAAAACAUGUUCCUCAGAACGUACUUGUGCAGUCAGAUUUCCACCCUGCGGAUUGGAAAAGGCCAUCUGUAAGCAAAAGGGGCUUUGCCUCACGUCUGCACCACUCCCAGGAGUCUGACACUGAAAGCCUUGUUCAGGAGAGACAGUAUCAGUUACAACUCCAGCAGCGGAUUCGUGAAAGUGAAGAGCUGGUAGGACUGUAUUCUGAAGAGCUGGAGAACGACAGCUUAGAAGAAGACAGCUUGGAGGAGAUGAGUUUAGAAGAACAAGGAGCUGAGUGUGACACCAAUCGAUACACAAAUGGAAUGCUAAAGAAUGAUGGCAACGGAAGGAAACAACAGUCUGUGGACAAGUAUUUCAGCCUAAGAUACAAUCCUAACUGGGAGAAUGCAAAAGAGGUAGCAGAAUUUUCUGAGGCAGAAAAAGCAUGUCAAGGUGCUGGAGGAAGCAGCGUGGUCUCCUCACAAGAUUCAUUUUACCUCCAUUCCAAUGGCUCCCCCGAAGAAAAGAGUCAACAGGAGGCAAAGUCACAAGACUCAUGCUCAGAGUUUGGUACAGAAUUACUAAGCCUUCAUGAACCAGAUGCUGUGGUCAGCAAUGAACCUUUUAGGCUACAAACCAAAGGGAAGGAAUCUGCAGAUGCCUGUCGUUUCAAAGACAGUCCCAGUACAGACGGCAGUGCUUUUUCUCCUCAGAUUCAAGAUCAACCACAAAGAGCAAAAAAAAACUUUGUGGAAAAAAAUAAAGAUCGACCACAAAGAGCAAAAAAAAACUUUGUGGAAAAAAAUAAACGUACUUUAGGAUUACGGACAGAGAAGAUAAAUUCCUAUCUUCAGUUACACAGUAAAAAGCAAGAGGGAGUUGUUCAAGAGCAGGUUACAGAUCCUAAAACUGUCGCUGAGGAACCAGUUCAGAGCGUCCUACCAUUCCAGACUGUGAAGAUGGAGCCUGAAGACAAAUGGCCCUCUCAAUCUUCUGUUCACAGUUCACCAACAGCCCCUUGUUCAACCUUCCAGUUUACACAAGCGAUGGAGCCACAUCACCAAGAGAUCACUCGUUUGACAGAAGCUCACUUCACUGACAGGGACUUGUUUGGCCUUCUUCCACCUAUAAUGCCCCAUGUAGAAAGGGGUUCAGAGGUAGAUCCAGAGAGUGGUGAAGGAAAUCAAGUGAAAAUAAGCCGAAGCAACUCAGAAGGAUAUAUCAUGCAAAUGGGAAAGCAAAACCAGCCUAAAGUCAGAAAGAAGACACGUAGCUCCAAAGCCUACAUAAAUCUGAAUGUGAAGCUUGGAGGCCUUGGACCUGACUAUGAAGCAAUCAAAGAGAAGAAAGAGAAGUUAAAGCAACAAAAGGAAUAUGCAAAGCAAAUUAAGGAGCACAACAUGAAAAACAUUGCUUUGGUUCAGAGGUUACCUACAAAACCCCAGGUCAUAUCUUCGGUGUCAAGGCAGAAGGCGCUGGAAUAUGCUAAGAAGAUUCCUAGACCAAAGACUUUCACAGCAAGACAAUCAGAUGAAGAGGUGAAAGAGGAAAGAGUUCUGCCACAGACUUUAAAUGGACACAGUUUACCUCAAAUUACAUCCUUGGAAACUUUGCAAAAUAGACAUGAGAAGGAGAAACAAGUUGUAGCUGCUUUCAGAAGCCUUCAUAUCUUCUAAGUAGCUUGAAAUUAAUAGGGAUGUCUUCAAGGUAAAAAUGUGUGAACUAUUUAAUUAUGAGCUAUGAUCGUUAUAUACUGAUUUACCAUUCCAUUGAAAUCUAAAGUGGCUUAAGUUUAAUCACUGUUAAAUUUUACAAUCAGUUCUAAUAUAACUAAUUUUUUAAAAUGUGAACAGUUGCAUACGUAGCAUUUUAAAUAUGGCCACCUCAUUAUUUUUCUUUGAAAUCAACUGAUCUAGCAGCUGCAUCUUUCAGACUAAUCAGCUGUUGGCUUGUUGCAGCUGGAUCAUUUUGAGACAUGUCAAACAUGGGCAUAUCUACAAAACAUUAAAAAUAAACAUCAGUUUCAUUUGAUGAUCUUAAUACCAGCAAUGCUUCUCUUUUUUGGAAGUGCAGAGGAGAUUUUGGCAGACUGUCCAGAAAUAAAGCCAAAAAUAAUCCAUUACUGGUAAGAAUGAGAACAAAAAUGUGCACCAAACAUAGCAGUUGGUAAUGAUACAAUACUAAUUAUUCAAAUGUUACUCUGCUAUCUGUCAGUGAAUAGUUGUCACAUCAAGACCAAAAUUUUGAAGCUUCAUCUGGGAUGCAAAAAUUCAAAACAAGUACUGGCUGAUCAUGCAGACAAUCUGUUAUUAGCCAGAAGCAGUUGGAAAAAAUAUUGAGUAACAGGAUAAUUGAGAGCUACAUGUUUGAGAGGGGACAGCUUUUAACAGAUUAAAUCUAUAAAAAUAACAACAAACAGAUGGGUUUGUUAUGAUGGUUCCAUUUCUUUAGCUUAGUAAAUUAUGAAUUAAGUCAACAUGUGAGAUGUGAUUAGAACACACAGCAAGGGAAUUUUGAAGAAAACACACUAAAAUCUCUUAGAAAAUAGGCUAGUUAAAAGAAAAAAGAAAAAAAAAAACAAAAAAAACCAAACCCACCACCUUGUGAUUAUGUGUUAUUGCUUUAUCAAAUUUAUUAGGUCCCCUUUUGUAUGGCAGGAGAGAGAGAAUUAGUCUUUGGG
Athene cunicularia (burrowing owl) is the source of this 2829-nucleotide messenger RNA. It is a transcript of the gene JHY, whose product is annotated as junctional cadherin complex regulator. The coding region runs from base 107 to 1825 and encodes 572 amino acids. Gene Ontology annotation, biological process: axoneme assembly. The transcript is spliced from 8 exons. The record is from RefSeq and is a predicted model, not a curated record. NCBI's taxonomy places the organism in Eukaryota, Metazoa, Chordata, Aves, Strigiformes, Strigidae.